Molecule: messenger RNA, 2163 nt
Organism: Cottoperca gobio
Lineage: Eukaryota; Metazoa; Chordata; Actinopteri; Perciformes; Bovichtidae
Product: myeloid zinc finger 1-like
Exons: 4
Coding region: 1-1314 (437 amino acids)
Biological process (GO): embryo development; regulation of transcription by RNA polymerase II
Cellular component (GO): nucleus
Molecular function (GO): RNA polymerase II transcription regulatory region sequence-specific DNA binding; DNA-binding transcription factor activity, RNA polymerase II-specific
Source: RefSeq, a predicted model, not a curated record
AUGGCCGUUUUAAGCAGCGUCGCUCUUCACGAGCAGCUCUCCAUCAUCAUGGGCGCGCUGACCAAAGCGGUGGUGGCGGAGAUCUGCGAGGUGGUGGACGAAGGUUACAUGGUGCUGCAGAUGGAGAUCAGCCGGAGCCACAAGGAGAACGAGGACCUGAAGAAGAAGCUGCACCUCAUCGAGUCCAUAGUGGUCCGGGGCAGCGGCGGCGGGAAGGCGGCGGCGGAACCGGAGUUCGCACCCGCCGCGGAGGGCGCACAGCAGGCGGCAGCACCGCAGCGGCAGCGGGACUGUGACGGAGGAGACGCCGCUGCUGCUCCCGGAGGAGAGGGAGGUGGUGUGGUGGUGCUGGAGGAGCUUCCAGACGUGGUGUUGAUCAAAGACGAAGACUCGGACAGUAACCACAGCUUUGAGGAAGAUGAUGAAACUCCUGCUGAGGAGGCGGCUGCAGCCAGAGAGGCGGUGCCGCCCGCGCCCAUCAGCCGGAGUAUAAAGAGACAAUGGCCGGGGAGCGACGAGGCAGACGGGAAGUCUUCGUCAGAGCCGCUCGCACUGCAAACUGCAGCGACGGCGAAGCGGAGCGUCACCGUCUACAGUCUGGACUCUCCGGGCAGCGAGCCCGGCUGCUCCGGUCAGCUCGGCGGCGACGAGGUGGAGGCCGGCGAGUCGCUUUGUUCCUACUCCUCACAGAUGGACCCGGACGUCCAGCUGGUCCACGACGAGUGCUCGCUGGUCCCAAAAAGACGCACGUAUUUUGGCAGCGGCGCUCUGACGGAGUCGCCUACGAACAGAGAACUAGAUCUCAGCCUCACGUUCACCAAACAGUCCAACAGUCAGACGUCUUUUACGCAGUUUCACCAAAAUGAAAACCUGGACAGCGACGCGUUCGGGCUGAAGAUGACCAGCGUCACCGGCUCGUUCCCCGCAGACUGCCAGCUGUCUGAAGGCAGCAACUCUGCGUUUGAGUACGACGACGCCGACAUGAUGAACUUCGCCCACUACAGGGACCGGUCGGGUCAGCUCUGCAGCGGGCAGCCGGGCGGCCCAGUCAAGCGCUUCGUGUGCGCCAUGUGCUCCAAGACGUUCGCCACGUCGCAGAACCUGGAGGUUCACAUGCGGAUCCACACGGGCGAGAGGCCCUUCAGCUGCAGCCAGUGCGGCAAGAAGUUCACCCAGUCGGCUCACCUGAAGUCGCACAUGAGCGUUCACACCGGAGAGCGGCCGUACGCCUGCACGCUCUGCCCCCGCAGCUUCAUCGUCAAAUACAGCCUCAAGUUACACAUGAACAAAUGUCACGACUGCGUCGGCGAGUGACUGACUGUGUUCUCUAAAUAUCCCGUUUUAAAACAGGUUUUUAAAGUAUUUAAAGUUAAAGGACUUUCACUUUGAGCAACGCAACAUUUACGACACCUCUCCGGGUGGCGAGUAUCUGCUGCACAACUGCCCGAAGAAAAUGUGAAACUAUUGCACGAGAGUGUUUGAGCAGUCGCGUCGGACCCCGGUCAAAGCUGCGCUGUGAUUGGCCAGUCUGCGUUCGAGGGGCGGGGCUUAGUGACGGGUCAAUUAGUCCAUUAAUGAUUGACAGAUAAUUGGGCCCCGUUGUGAAGUUCUGAGCCGUUACAAAUGUUUAAAAUAACAAUUUCUCCGACAGCUGAUGAAUGUUUGUUAUUUCUUCUUGUUCCAGGGAAACAAAGACUUCUUGAUUCAAAACUAAAACAUAACUGAAAUGUUUAAAAGUUAUUCCCUACAUAUCUUUGAAUGAGCACAAAUUAAAAUCAUACACAUGUAGGAAACAACCUUUAAUAUAGACGUCUUCUUGGACAAAUAAAAUCUCUUUUCGCUGCACAAACUGCUUCUGAUAAAGAUUCUGGGAUGCAGCUCCGUGUCUCCUCGUGCAGGCGUGUCCGUGCUGCUGCAUGGAGCUCAGACUUCUCUAAGAACUGAUCAGACGAAACCUUUGAGGGCGUCACUUUGGGUUUUACGUGUUUUAAUACUUUAAAAGACCAAAUCAUUCAUUAGAAGAUAAUCAGCCUGAUUUAUGGAAUGAAACAAAACAUUUUCAUUUAUUUUCUCUGCUGUUAAAGUCAGAAAACAUUUUAUUUAAAAGUUAAUUAUUGUAUUAAAAGCAGAAACACUUUGGUAAUAAAACAAAUCCUAAAAUUG